Amblyraja radiata (thorny skate) is the source of this 641-nucleotide messenger RNA. RefSeq names its product peptidyl-tRNA hydrolase domain containing 1 (gene ptrhd1). NCBI's taxonomy places the organism in Eukaryota, Metazoa, Chordata, Chondrichthyes, Rajiformes, Rajidae. The record is from RefSeq and is a predicted model, not a curated record. Bases 125 to 490 code for a protein of 121 amino acids. Gene Ontology annotation, molecular function: peptidyl-tRNA hydrolase activity. The transcript is spliced from 2 exons.
UCAUUCCGUCGCCGGGCUGCGCUGCGUGAGUUGCGCGGUGCCAGGAUGGUCAUGGCCGCCGCCACCAAGCGGAGCAUCUUUGACCACCGCUACCGCUACCGCUACUUCUCUCUGAUCUCUGGUCAUGGCCGCCCCGGCUCCGCGCAUCGUCCAGUACGUGGUGCUACGCGCCGACCUGCGGGCCCCCGCCUGGACCCGCGGCGCCCUGGUGGCCCAGGCCUGUCACGCCUGCCUCGCCGCCGUACACCUGUCCCGGGAACAGGCCGACACGCAGCGGUACCUGGAGCAGCUCGAUAGCAUGGCCACCGUGGUACUACAGGCCCCUGAUGAGGAGAGCCUGGUGAAGCUGUCGCAGAGGCUGACCGAGGAGCAGGUGGAUCACAAGCUGUGGGUGGAGCAGCCGGAGAACUGCCCCACCUGCCUGGCCCUGAGGCCCUGCCCCAAGGAGCAGGUACAGGGGCUCAUGAAGAACCUCAAGCUGCUGAAGUGACAGCGCGGUGGGGCUCGACUGCCCACCGCGAGGUGGAGGGUGACCCCUCGACUGGGCCCGGCCCCCCACCUCGAGGGAGAGGUGACCCCGGCCCUCUCUGCUGCUGCUCUCUAGAUCUGGUAACCUCAAAUAAAAUGCAUCCUGACCUCCA